This is a messenger RNA of Lasiodiplodia theobromae, 819 nucleotides long. RefSeq names its product reverse transcriptase. The coding region runs from base 1 to 819 and encodes 272 amino acids. NCBI's taxonomy places the organism in Eukaryota, Fungi, Ascomycota, Dothideomycetes, Botryosphaeriales, Botryosphaeriaceae. Gene Ontology annotation, molecular function: nucleic acid binding. The record is from RefSeq and is a predicted model, not a curated record. The transcript has 2 exons.
AUGAGCGCCGACGAGAUCACCCGGGUCGCGCGCCGGCGUCGCCCGGCGCAGACGAAGAGGCAGCAGCACGACGCGCGGAUGCGAAAGCGCGAGCGAGAGGGGUUCGGCGCCAAUCACUCGGUGAGGGGUGACAUGGCGGACCUGAACUUCGACGUCGUCAAGCACAACCCGGUCGACGCGAAGCGGACGGCGAUGCGGGUCCACGAGCAGCCGCCGGACGACGAGACGAUCGCCUUGUUCACCGACGCCUCGCUUAAACGCGCGCAGGUAGGAGGACUGGGUGUCGUUCGAGUCGAGCCGCGCGAUCCUGCUGCUCAACAGGGCGCUACGCCGGGUGCCGCCGAUGAUGGUGGCGACAAGGCGAGCAAGGCUUAUCGGCUGAAGGUCGUGACGUCGAGCUUGUUCUUGGCUAGGCAUCGCCCGAGCGACUGCCCCAUCAAGGUCCCGGUGCUGGAUUCGGAGGAGGUCGAGCUGAUGGCCGACCUGAAGGCCUUCAAGUACGCCUGCUACGAGGUGGAAGCCAGGAAAAGCCGCGGUCUGACUACUCGCCGCGUGUGGAUCUUCGGCGACUGCCUGGAUGGCUUGGACAAGGUCCGCCUCUACAAAGCGGGUGAUUCCGCGUGGGAGCGCCACCGCUACGCCUACAUCCUGCGGCAGAUCUUGGAGUGCGCCCGGAAGCUCAAGGAGCUUGGAGUGUACGUGAAGUGCCACUGGGUCCCUGGUCACGCGGGGGUUCCUGCCAACGAGUGCGCGGAUUACGUCGCCGGCAAGGUCGCUGCUGGUGAGAAGUGGACUUCCCAGCGCGUCUACCGGUUUUAA